This is a messenger RNA of Stegastes partitus (bicolor damselfish), 6514 nucleotides long. It is a transcript of the gene gas2l1, whose product is annotated as growth arrest-specific 2 like 1. The coding region runs from base 172 to 3462 and encodes 1096 amino acids. Gene Ontology annotation, cellular component: cytoplasm; actin filament; microtubule plus-end. NCBI's taxonomy places the organism in Eukaryota, Metazoa, Chordata, Actinopteri, Pomacentridae. Gene Ontology annotation, molecular function: cytoskeletal adaptor activity; microtubule binding; actin filament binding. Gene Ontology annotation, biological process: actin crosslink formation; microtubule bundle formation; regulation of microtubule polymerization or depolymerization. The record is from RefSeq and is a predicted model, not a curated record. The transcript is spliced from 5 exons.
UGGCUUCAAGGAGCUGCCAUAAGAAACCGCACACGCACGUCGCCAUGGGUGCGUCAACACGGUUAUUUCGCUACGUUUUGCGGACGAGGCUCCGGUGCGCAGUUUCGCAAUGAGAGAAUCGGGAUUUAUCAAGUGAGACUUUUUUUUUUAAUUGAUACAUAAUCUGACAAUAUGGCUGAUCAGAGCAACAUCCAGUCCGCCGCCUCCAAGAGCAUCAGGCCCUUUAAAUCCAGCGAGGAGUACCUGUACGCCAUGAAGGAGGACCUGGCGGAGUGGCUCAACACCCUGUACGAUCUGGAUAUCACCGCGGACACCUUCAUGGAGGGGCUGGAGACCGGCUGUGCCCUCUGUCGGCACGCCAACAACGUGAACCGCGCAGCGCAGGACUUCCAGCUGGAGAACCCGGAGGCUGCGCACUCCAUGAAGCUGCCGCGCAAAGACGUGGUCUUCCAGUCGCGCAACGUCGUCCCCGGGUCGUUCCUGGCGCGCGACAACGUGUCGAACUUCAUCAGCUGGUGCAGGCAGGAGCUGUGGAUCAAGGACGUCCUCAUGUUCGAGACCAACGACCUGGUGGAGAAAUGCAACGAGAAGAAUUUCAUCCUGUGCCUCCUCGAGGUGGCGAGACGCGGGUCCAAGUUCGGCAUGUUGGCUCCCAUGCUGAUCCAGCUGGAGGAGGAGAUCGAGGAGGAGAUCCGGGACCAGGAGAGCCUGCGGAUCGAUGCGGGGGAGCCGCCGGAGCAGAGCCCGCCCAGCAGGUGCUUCAGCCGGAAGGAGAGCUGCAGCCAGAGUGUGGAGGAUGAAGAGGAGCCUGAUCCAGAGCCGUUCAUCUGGCCGCAGAAGAGAGUUUUAUGUGACAUGAGGAAUUUGGAUGAGUUGGUGCGGGAGAUUCUGGGCCGCUGUUCCUGUCCGGCUCAGUUUCCUAUGAUCAAGGUGUCCGAGGGGAAGUACAAAGUGGGAGACUCCAGCGCUCUGAUCUUCAUCCGGGUCCUUCGGACUCAUGUGAUGGUGCGUGUCGGAGGGGGCUGGGACACAUUAGAGCACUAUUUGGACAAGCAUGACCCAUGUCGCUGUGCUGCUUUCGCCCAUCGCUACCACCAGGCUAAGGCUAGCGGCCAAGGUCAGGGAGGCCAGAGCAAGUCCUCCAGUGCCCAUUCCUCCCGCUCCACCAGCCCUGGACCACACUGGAGAAACGACGGCAUCGCACCUUACAAGCCCCCCGACCGACGCUCCCUGGAGCCCCUCUCUGCCCCCUGCGCCUCCUCCUCCUCGUCCUCCUCCACGCGGUCGGGCCGGUCUCAGAGCUCCGCCGUCCACAUGGAGCCCGACUCGGGUGCAGCACGGACUCUCCUCCCGCGGCCGCCACGAGACCGCUCAGAGCCCCGCCACUUUAAUCCUCUCAGGAAUAAGGAGACAAUGUUGCCAGUGACGAGACGUCUGUCUGGAGACAGCGACUCCUCGACAGCCUCCUCUAAGGGCGGAGGAAGUACAGGAGGAGGAGGGGGACGGCAUUCUCUUGGCGGUCCCUCGCGGCGUUCAGGUGAAGAGGUAGUGCUGCUUGUCAAUCGCAAGGAAGGGAAGCACAUGAUUGAGAGGCCAGGAGCUGGAAACCAGACCCCAUCCCUGCGUCCUUCGCUGCCCCGUGCUCGCAGCCAAUCACGGGAACGCUCUGCACUUGCUCCAAUGCUCAAACCAAACCCUCCGCAAGGGUCCUCUGAUGGAGCACGGACGCCUCGCACGGAGAGGGGCCGCUCGCUGGGUAACGAGGGCCCGAGGAGGCUCCAUGCUCCUCGUUCCCACAGCCAGAGUAAGGUACCCAACCGCACUCGGUCCAUUGACGCUAGCCCAGGUCCCAGUCUGUCCCACAGAGACCCUCAGCCCCCAGCGUCCGACAGACGGGAGGACCUUCGGGCCAAACAAGCGGCCCCAUCCUCUCCCAGAGUGGGUGGUGGGUUCUCUAAGAGGCAGUCAUCAUCGUGUUCUAACUCCCCUGCAAAAGGAGUUCAGAACAACAGCAGCCCCAGCAAGAAGACUAUAACUACCCCUCGACCCCCUGCCCCUCGCUCCCCCUCCAUAGGCAAAGGCAGACUGCUGCCUCCUGUCACCUCAGGAGGUCGACGUUCACCACACUCAUCUCCUCGCAACGCUCAUCAUCACACCUCCCGCCCCCCUCGGAUCUCGCAGGGCGCUCGCUCUGCUGGGCGAGGCCACCACAGGAACUGGUCUGGCCUGGAGCGCCAGGAGCCUGAGGAGGAAGGACUUGGCUUCCAAAUGCUGCCGACAUUAGACCCUCAGAGGGAGCAGGACCUGUAUCGCAGCUUUGAGGCUGAGUUUCUGGCCAAUACGCAGCAGGUGAAAGGAGUGUUUAGUAAAGCUCCAGCAGGAGCAGCCCUGCAGGGAGCUGGGACACAUCCAGUGCCGGCAAUCACUGAUGCUAAUGUCACUGACUCUGCCUAUUCCUCCUCCAACUCCUCCACCUCCUCCUUGAAUGUGGGGGCAAAGAUAGGAACUCUGCCUGACCUCAGAGAAUCCAAGAGAACUAAUCGUCCCUUCUCAAUGGACGACCCCUUGAAUUUACUUUAUGGGCACAAUUUUAGUGGACCACACAGCUUUGGUCAAGGAGAGCCAGAGCACUGGGGUGAUCGUAGCGGGGGUCUCAAGAAGCUCCCGGCCAUCUCUAGCUCCAUGGAAGAGAGGGAAAUUCCAUCGUCCCUGCCAGGUAUAGAAGACACAGAGUUAAUGAAUCAGAUCCCCUCACAACCUGCAUUCCACUGUAGGAACAUGAAUGGAGACCACGGAGGUUGCCCUCCUGCAGGAGGCCUCACAGACCAACAGGGUCAGCUGGGCUGGGGCACACGGCCUGAAGCAGACGUUCCUCUGGAAAAUCACCAGCCAAACCUACCUUAUGACCUAGAGAAUGGUGACGGGAGCGAUGACCUCCCGCCCCCAGAGGCUUGUCCGUCACCUGUGCCCCUUCCCCCCUCUGAGGACUGCUCCUUCCAGGAUUCCUCGAGUGAAAACUCUUCCAUGUGCUUCAGCUUGAGCGAAUCCCGCUCCGAGUCCCCUCCACCGACUUCCCCCUUGACUAACGGGAACGCUGAUGGAGAAGUGCUGCAGAUGAAGAAGCUGCAGAGAAAAUCAAACAGUUUAGACGCGAUAUCUAAGCACAAACUGGGAGCCAGAUUCAGGCCCCGCACUGACAACAGGCCAGAAAACAGCCCCUCGCGUAUCCCCACCCCGGUCAGCUACAGAGACCUGCAGGCUCACGACACUCUCUCCCCCUGCCACACCCCACCGCUGUCCCCGCAGAGCUCCCACUCUGCCGGCCGUCCAGCCACAUGCAAGAGCCUCCACCAGGCUUUCGCAGACAUGAUCCAUCCUCAGCCCCGUUCUCCUGCCAUGGGCAACAAAGACUGCUCAUUUCCCGGACAGUCAGGCAGCCUGGACACUGAAGCUUGGAUGUAGCACAAACUGAUGGAUAUGACACAGAAGGUUGUUGUCAUGAACUUGAACUACUGUGUAAAAAAAAGACUCCAGACUGGGCUAUAGACUGUUUCCAUUGCAUGUCACACACUCUUUUUUUUUUUCAUUUAGUUUCUCCCCUGAAUACCUGCAGGGGGUUCACAUUGCUUUUUUUGCACUCAAGCCAAAUUAUUUAUUACCAAAGGAAUGGUCUUUAAUAUUACUGUAAUUUUAAUGUCUGCAUGGGGAUGCUUUUGCCAAUCAUAAGGUGUGUUUUUUCUUUUUUUUCUUUUUUUUACAGGGCACUUGUGAAAUUCUCACGGUUGAUACACAAAGAUAGAGAGAGAGCAUAUGUGCUGCCAUGUGCCCCCACUGAGGGGCAUGGUGAAGUGCCAGGGAUUUAAAACCGCAACUCUAUAAACAGUGUAAACACUAAACCUUUAGUCUCACGGAUUGGCUCCCUCUUGUGGUUUGCCUCUCUGCUUGCCUUGAUAGUCAAAAUACUGGUAGGAUGACUGCGAUUUUCUUCAGUGUCUCUGCAUUAGUGGUCUUCAUAUACGGUUCAGUAAACUCAUACUCACAAUAUAGAAAUAGGUAACAUAGACAAAGGUACCCCCAUCAUUCCUCUCACUUUAUGAACGAGCACUACCAAUUUCUGUACAGUCGUCCGGUGUUAUUAAUGUCAGCUUCUCACAAUCAAUUGAUGUAGUCAAGAUAGAUGCUAUUUGUUUUCGAAUGCUUAAUGUGUUACAGAUUUUUUUGUUUAAUGCAGUACAACAUUUUAACUUUGAAGUGGAUUAAGUGUUAAAAUAUGAGAAGCGGUGAAGGUUAUAUUACUUUGUGUCAUUGCCACUGAAACGGAGAUGUUGAGAGCUCUUCCUCUGACCAAACUGUACUCUGGAAUACAAUGCUAAAUAUAUAUAUAUGUAUACGUAUAUAUAUAUAUAUAUAUGUGCAGGAGUCACACGCUUAGGAGUCUGAAUGUGUAAAUACAUGUGCUCGCUGAGAGAUGUGGGCACUUUGUACAUAAAAGGCAUGGAAUAUACAGUUUAAUGUAUAUAUUCACUGUAUUACGUUCUGUGCUGCCUUAGCUAUGCAAUAUUGGUGUUGGAAAUGCCUUGACUAUUCCCUUUGCCUUAAAAUUUAUUCACAGGUUAGUUUUUGAAUGUUUUCGCGCAACAUCACUGAGAUCUCUUUGGUAACACGACAUUGCCGUCAUUUACUGUUUAGAAUAUUGGGCAUCGAAGAGUUUGGGUGUGAAUGUGGAGAGAAAAAAAAAAGUGAGAGACUUUGCCAAUUUUAAUUAUAAAUUACACUUGAUGUACAAAUCAUGACAAAGAUGUAAAAACGAAUUCCCGUUUCGCAACACAAGAAGCCAGAUAACCUACUUAGCGGAUGGAUUUCAAAGACAAGCCAGAGUGACAUCUAGUGGCUCAAGACAGACAUGUUUUAUUCACAGUUUUAAAAAAAUACAUAUAUUAUCCUGACACUGUUCCCUUUCUUGAUAUGUUUCUAAUAACAUAUCCUGGUGCUGAUUUAGAACCGUUAGAGCUGUUAACGAUGGUAUAAUGUGGGUGAAGUUUGAUGGAUGACUCGAGUGUCUGCAUGUGUGCAAAGGUGCAUGAAUAAUAGAUGCUGUAACUGGAUAUUCAGGUUCUCUUGUGAAGCUCUUGCACAGACGACAUCAGUACGAGAGGCCAGUCUCCAGCUACAGAGGAUACAGUUCUCUUUUUAAUGUGGACUUUGUAAUAUAUGUUUGAAAGUUGAAAAGGUUGGAAUUGUGGUGUCAGUGCUCUGCAGAAAAAAAGCAAACGUAUAACCUCCAGAACAAUUUGAGAAAGUGAAAUCAGUGACUAUUUGUCUUUAGGAUUUGGAAUCAUUUUUAUAAAUAUUUACCACAGAGACAUGUGGAGGGAAUUAGAAAAAAAUUUUAAUAAAAUUGUUUCUGCAGGACACUAACAAUGAUCGGGUUAAAGAAUAAGGAGUGUGUAUAUGUUUGUGUACAUACUGUGAGACUAUGUACAGAGUUGGAGGAAAGAGGAAGGUCACGCUGGUCUAAUUUAUUUAUUUAUGAAAUCGAUGCUCAGUGGGCUCAAGUGAUAUCUGUGUCCCAAGUCCUUUAAGUGAAUAAGUGUUUAGGGAAAUCCAAAUGAGGUGAGGCAUUCUAAGGUUUUUGAAUUUGCUCAACAGUUUCCUGUAAAGAGACACAAUCCAUUGGAAAUGUUCCCGGUUAUUAAAAAAACUGGAAUGAUCCUGCAGACACGCUAAACAUAUUUGGUCCAUUUUAAAAAAUACAGUAAUUUGAUUUAAUGCUGACUCCUCACUGCUACAAAUAAUUGAUGAUGUAUCAGUAUUGUUAGAGCUGCAUUGGUUGAACAUGCAGCUGGUUAUUAUUUUGUAUAAACAGAUUAUUAUGUCUUGAAUUAUUGUCAUUUUGGUUUAUUUGAAAACAUUUGCAUUCUGAAAUCUACCAGUUAUGUGAAGUGCGACUUCAUGCAAACACAGACGUAUAUUUGGCCAUCAGUCAUCAAAACCGUGAUUGUCUGUUUGCUUUUUUUUGUCCUGCACAACUUUGCAAAAUUUCACAAGGCUCCCACUCCUCUGUGUUCCCAAUCGGCAAAAUCUGAAUGUUUGUGAUGAGACAAUUUCUUGUUUGCUAAAGUCAUUUUCACUCAAACUUCAAUGUACAGAUUGCUCGACAUCGUGGGGAUUUGUGUGUAUGAAAUAGCAAUACUGCAACAUUUCACUCUUUUUUUGAAGUUGGAAAGACUGUCAAGUUGUUCUUGUAAUAAAUAUUUUCUUCUGAAGUUUCCGAAUUAGCUCCGAUCAAUUUUUCAUGUGGUCACAGCCGUGUGCAGAGCGGAGGAUGUUUGGCUGCCGUCCUGCAGAAAAGCCAGAAUGUGAAUGUGGAUGGUGACGAUGUUAUUCUUCAUGCACUAUGUGAUUUAUUACACAUGCUUUUGUACUUGAAACCAAAUUUCUUUGUUGCAUAAGAUGUAAGAUACUGUGUGUAAUCAUCUGAAUUGUCCAGUAAAUGAUGAUUUCUUUGUGCAGA